AUGGGAGGAGUAUCAGCAACUGUGUACAGAGGAAUCACACGAUACUGGCGUCGGAAGGGAUACGAGAGGCUAAAUGGAUCCCUCGCCUGUCGAGGAAGGAAAUCUCGUGCGGUGGAGCUAGGUGUUGCCGAUGGUUCUAGCCGUCGACGGCGGUUCUGGAGGAUAAAAUUGACUCCAAAGCUGAAGCUCAAGCUCCGGUUCACGCCGAAGAAGUUUUUGUGCGGAUUGCGCGAUGCAUACGUGAAUAUGAUGAUGAAACUUGCGAACACGAGAAUGAUCAGCAACGGAUUUGCUGGCGGAUACGCCGGAGAUGGAGCGACUGGAUUCGGAAUGAGACCGAUCAAGGAGUAUGAUGAAAGGAUGAUUGUGGAGAUCUACAAAUCGAUUAUCAUGGCGCAAGGUCAAUUGAUGCCGCCAGAAUUGGCUCCGGGAUUGCAUGCCUACGAUCCACAGCCAGAUUGGAGCUUUGAUAACUUAUUAUCAGAGAUCGAUACAAUAGAAAAGAAGCUUAAUCUAGAAGUGACUGUCAGUGAUAGUGAAGAGGAGGUUGAAGAUUCGUCCAUGGUCGUGGGCACUCGAUUUUCUUGUGAUGAAUUCUAUAUGAGUGAUGAUUCUAAAGAUAAAAUUCUUCUUGGAAUCCCAUGUUUGAUGAAUAAAGUGGGAUUAGUGCAAGGAGCGCUCUCCUAG
Messenger RNA from Fraxinus pennsylvanica, 687 nucleotides. The record is from the annotation of a GenBank genome assembly. Lineage: Eukaryota; Viridiplantae; Streptophyta; Magnoliopsida; Lamiales; Oleaceae.